Molecule: messenger RNA, 1838 nt
Organism: Lutra lutra (Eurasian river otter)
Lineage: Eukaryota; Metazoa; Chordata; Mammalia; Carnivora; Mustelidae
Gene: CCDC24
Product: coiled-coil domain containing 24
Exons: 9
Coding region: 544-1494 (316 amino acids)
Source: RefSeq, a predicted model, not a curated record
GGGUUCCCCAGGCCCCAGUCGCUCGCGAGACUUCACUGACUCUAGGAGGAAAGGUUUACUGUGCCGCUGCCUCCCGCCAGGAGAGGCAAUGAGGUAAUAACGGUCCCAGUGGGCUCCAAUUUCUCGGUUCUUCCCACCUGCCCCAAAGCCGAAAGCUGCCACGAGACGAGCCCAGAGGGCUUGGCGUCAGGACUCUGGAUGGUUCGUACUCCCAGACCACCUACCUUGGCUGCCGGUCCGACUCCCAGCUAGCCGGCACCGCCCACCCCAACCUGGAAUGGCUGGGGGCGGAGCCUGAGUAGCGGCGCGGUUUCCCGGGUGACAGCCGCGCGGAAGGGGCGGGGCUAUAGCCCCGGUUCCCACUUCCCGGCUCCUGGGGGCCGUGACGGGGAACCGUGGCCCCCGAGAGUCAGCCAAAAGCGGGGCAGAAGGGACAGCGCCAGAGACCGGCGGCUCCGGACCGGGUAACGCAGCCGGGCCACCUGCUUUCCCGCAGGUACGAGCCCCGGGCCGCUCGUCGGGGGGCGGCGGCGCGGGCGGGCCAUGCUCCGGGACUCCCCGUCUCUGUGGGAGCUGGUAGAGGAGCACGUUCCGCUCCCGGAGCGGCCCGAAGUGAAGAGGAUUCUGGGCGAGACGACGGUGGACCUGAGCCUGGAGCUACGAGCAGAGCUCUCCUUGCAGGUGGUGAUGCUACAGUCACUGCUCCAAGAGGCUCGAUCCUCCCAAGCCUCUGGCUCCCGCCCCACCUCUGAUCCCUCCUCCCUUCUGGCACCACCGCCCCUCCUAAGAGACCUCAUGCGCCAAGAACUGAGGCAGCUGCUCCUAGGGCUCCGCCAGAAGGCCAUCUGCGAGGGCAGGGACCAGACCCAGGCUUGGGUCCAGUAUAGCCCCAGGGUCCUGCGCUUUGCCUUGGAGGAGCCUAGGUGUGAUUUGCCAGAACAGGAGGUAUUGCAGAUGAGAGCUGGUGAACUCAGCAGCAGUCAGAGGGACCUCAGCAUCAUCAAGGACCAACUGAAUGUGUCCAGCAUCGACCAGAUUGCUGGACACCUGCGGAGCCUCCUAGAGGAGGAGUGUCACACCUUGGAGAGGAUGAUCCCUGUCCUGCAGCGCUGCCUGGAAGAGGAGUACACAGGGGCACCCCAGCCCUCUGAGGCAAGCCUAGCGCCCACCCUGGCAGAGCUGAAGGAGCAGAAGGCAGCCAUGCGCCGGGAGCUGCAGGCACUUCCGAGGCCCUCCCAUGUCUCCUCCAGCCUCAGGCAGCAGCCCGUGGGAUCCUCCAGCCCAGGGCUCAGACCCCGGCCUUGCCCCCUCCGGACAGCUGGGGUUUGGACAGGGCCUGGCCAGUGCUGCCUGCCCGCCCCACCUCCUGAGUGCUGCCCUCGCCCCCGACACCUGGCUACCACCUACCGCUGGGGCCGGAAGCUUCAGGGCAGCCCUGGGGAAAGGCCAGUGUCUACUCCAGCAUCCAGCACAACACCCCAGGCCUCUACCUGAAGGGCUGAUCAUCAAGUAGGCCUUGGCGUCUGCUGGAACUCACCCCGUCCGCUGCUGCCCACCCCUCAGCUGCUGUGACCCAGCCUUCUUCAGAUCUAGUCUUGGAUGGGCCCGAGCCAGGAUGCAAGGCUCUCCCAUCUGUCUGGCCCUUCUUGCCCCUCCCCCUCGCUGAGCCCCUGGUGUCUGGUUCUGACCAUCAGAGCCUUUGGCCUUUCUUCUCCCGGUCCUCCACAAAGGCCUGGCAGGCAGAGGUCUCAUCCCGGCCCCGACUCUUGUUCCCCUGGGGGACUCAGACAAAGCACAGCAGCAGCUCAGAGACAGGAAUAGAAAUUUCAUUAAAAUCU